AUGGCUCGUGGCAAUCAGAGAGACAAAGCGCGGGAGAAGACGCAGAAAGAAAAGGCCAACGAGAAGAAGAAAAACAACAUGAGCGGCACCGAGUUCAAGCGGGUGCAGGAAGCACAGGCUGAUAUAAUGAGGCAGAAACAACAGGCUGCCCUGGAGAAGAAAAGUGCUGAGAAGGGUGGAAAAGCCAAAUAG
Endocarpon pusillum Z07020 is the source of this 192-nucleotide messenger RNA. RefSeq lists its product as uncharacterized. Bases 1 to 192 code for a protein of 63 amino acids. The transcript is spliced from 3 exons. The record is from RefSeq and is a predicted model, not a curated record. NCBI's taxonomy places the organism in Eukaryota, Fungi, Ascomycota, Eurotiomycetes, Verrucariales, Verrucariaceae.